Molecule: messenger RNA, 1216 nt
Organism: Dromiciops gliroides (monito del monte)
Lineage: Eukaryota; Metazoa; Chordata; Mammalia; Microbiotheria; Microbiotheriidae
Gene: PSPH
Product: phosphoserine phosphatase
Exons: 7
Coding region: 453-1130 (225 amino acids)
Biological process (GO): L-serine biosynthetic process; dephosphorylation
Cellular component (GO): cytoplasm
Molecular function (GO): L-phosphoserine phosphatase activity; magnesium ion binding
Source: RefSeq, a predicted model, not a curated record
CACCAACCAACAGGAGAAGGAGUAGGGUGGUGCUAAGGGAGCCACUCCCUCCAAGAGGCAGGGCUACGGGGUCUCUUCUAAACAGGUUUCAGACCUUCGAGAUCCUGGAGGCUUUGGUUUAGGAAGGCAUUAUGCAAAAAUCCCCCAAGCUUGCUCAGCAGAUCUGAAAUGAGCAUUUAUUAAAGUCAGCUUUCUCCCAGAAGGGUCAUCUUCUUCGGAUCCCCAGCAUGUGACUGGAAGUCCAGACUGAAGCUUCAUUCCUCUGCAGCCGGAAGGAUUCACACAGGGGCUUCGGUACUCUAUUGUAUUUGUGUUUAGAGAGCUCAGGAAGCCUUUCAUAGAGACAUUUGGAGCUGGGAUUCCAUUAUCUCCCUCUCUUUCAAAGGAGCUAGCUGUGGAAAGCAAAUCCUUUAGAAUUCAGCACUGGAGACACAAGGAGAAUUCUCUAAAGGAUGGUCUCCCACUCGGAGCUGAGGGAAAUUUUCUGCUCUGCCGAUGCUGUCUGUUUUGACGUUGACAGCACGGUCAUCAGAGAAGAAGGAAUUGACGAGCUGGCCAAGUUCUGCGGUGUUGGGGAUGCUGUGUCAGAAAUGACCCGAAGAGCCAUGGGCGGGGCGGUGACGUUCAAGUCAGCCUUAACAGAGCGAUUAGCACUGAUCCAGCCGUCCAGAGAACAGGUGCAGAAACUCCUGUCAGACCACCCACCACACCUCACUCCUGGGAUCAGGGAGCUGGUGAGUCGCUUACAGCAGCGGAAUGUUCAGGUCUUCCUAAUAUCUGGCGGGUUCAGGAGCAUCGUAGAACACGUCGCUUCAAAGCUCAAUAUUCCCACCACCAAUGUCUUUGCCAAUAGGCUAAAGUUCUAUUUCAAUGGUGAAUAUGCUGGCUUUGACGAGAGCCAACCAACGGCUGAGUCUGGUGGGAAGGGCAAGGUGAUUGGACUCCUGAAGGAACGGUUUCAUUUUGAGAAAAUUGUCAUGAUUGGAGAUGGAGCCACCGACAUGGAAGCUUGUCCUCCUGCUGAUAUUUUCAUAGGCUUCGGGGGAAAUGUGAUCAGGCAACAAGUGAAGGACAAGGCCAAGUGGUAUAUCACUGACUUUGGGGAGCUUCUUCAAGAACUGGAAAAGUGACGUCUGAUUUAAAAUAGAUGAAAUAAAUAGGCACAUAUGUUUUAUUAGCAUUUCCAGAUUAAUUAAAGAGAACAUUUAUGCGGCUC